Diceros bicornis minor is the source of this 3734-nucleotide messenger RNA. It is a transcript of the gene LRRTM4, whose product is annotated as leucine rich repeat transmembrane neuronal 4. The transcript has 3 exons. Gene Ontology annotation, cellular component: plasma membrane. The record is from RefSeq and is a predicted model, not a curated record. NCBI's taxonomy places the organism in Eukaryota, Metazoa, Chordata, Mammalia, Perissodactyla, Rhinocerotidae. Bases 553 to 2109 code for a protein of 518 amino acids. Gene Ontology annotation, molecular function: protein binding.
UCCGUGCCCAUCUUCCUCUACUUUAAAUGGGACACCGCCGCAGCAUGGCUUGACAAGCGGUGCGUCAGUCCACACCCCGGGAUCCAAACCCCCCCCCCGAAGAGAAGCCUGCGAACUUAGCCCCUAUGCCACCAGGCCAGCCUCAAAGACAGACAGAUCUUUUUUGCUCACUGAUACAGUGCAUACUCAAGAAGUUGGUUACCUCCGAGAUGGGCUGUAGCUCUUUUGCACAGAUUGCCAAUUACUGCUGAUGGGUCUCUGGUGAAUUACACAAUGGUCCUCAGAGCCUAGAGGCCCGCCCCCUCCCCCCCCAAGGCUUCCUUCUCCCCGCACCCCCAUCCCACCUCAUGCUGAUUUUUUUUCAUGUAUGUAUAUAUAUUUUUUUGCCUGUCCUCUUCGGGGAAGUUUGUAUGGAGCUUCUAGCUCACAUGCGAGAUCAGAAUGAUGUGAAUGACAGCCGCACUGUGUCAUGAAGGUGGUGUCGGUUUCAGCCCAAGAGACCAAAUAAGAAGAAAGCUGAGAAAGGGGGGAAACGUUUUUGGAUGACAAAGGAUGGGUUUCCGUUUAAUUACGCAGCUGAGAGGCAUGCGUGUGGUGCUAGUGCUACUUCCUACACUGCUGCUUGUUAUGCUCGCAGGGGCUCAGAGAGCUUGCCCAAAGAACUGCAGAUGUGAUGGCAAAAUUGUGUACUGUGAGUCUCAUGCUUUUGCAGAUAUCCCCGAGAACAUUUCUGGAGGGUCACAAGGCUUAUCAUUAAGGUUCAACAGCAUUCAGAAACUCAAAUCCAAUCAGUUUGCCGGCCUUAACCAGCUUAUAUGGCUUUAUCUUGACCAUAAUUACAUUAGCUCAGUGGAUGAAGAUGCAUUUCAAGGGAUCCGUAGACUGAAAGAAUUAAUUUUAAGCUCCAACAAAAUUACCUAUCUGCACAAUAAAACAUUUCACCCAGUUCCCAAUCUCCGUAAUCUGGACCUCUCCUACAAUAAGCUUCAGACGUUGCAAUCAGAACAAUUUAAAGGCCUUCGGAAACUCAUCAUUUUGCACUUGAGAUCUAACUCACUGAAGACUGUGCCCAUAAGGGUUUUUCAAGACUGUCGAAAUCUUGACUUUCUGGAUUUGGGUUACAAUCGUCUUCGAAGCUUGUCCCGAAAUGCUUUUGCUGGCCUCUUGAAGUUAAAGGAGCUCCACUUGGAGCACAAUCAGUUUUCCAAGAUCAACUUUGCUCAUUUUCCACGUCUCUUCAACCUCCGCUCAAUUUACUUACAGUGGAACAGGAUUCGCUCCAUCAGCCAAGGCUUGACAUGGACUUGGAGUUCCUUACACAACUUGGAUUUAUCAGGGAAUGACAUCCAAGGAAUUGAGCCGGGCACGUUUAAAUGUCUGCCGAAUUUGCAGAAAUUGAAUUUGGAUUCCAACAAGCUUACCAACAUCUCACAGGAAACUGUCAAUGCGUGGAUAUCAUUAAUAUCCAUCACCUUGUCCGGAAACAUGUGGGAGUGCAGUCGGAGCAUUUGUCCUCUAUUUUAUUGGCUCAAGAAUUUUAAAGGAAAUAAGGAAAGCACCAUGAUAUGUGCAGGACCUAAGCAUAUCCAGGGUGAAAAGGUUAGUGAUGCAGUGGAAACAUAUAAUAUCUGCUCUGAAGUCCAGGUGGUCAACACAGAAAGAUCACACCUGGUGCCCCAAACUCCCCAGAAGCCUCUGAUUAUCCCUAAACCUACAAUCUCCAAACCAGACCCCAUCCAGCCCACCUUUGAAGCACCAAGCCCUUCCCCAGGGUUUCAGAUUCCUGGCACAGAGCAAGAAUAUGAGCAUGUUUCAUUUCACAAAAUUAUUGCAGGGAGCGUGGCUCUCUUCCUCUCGGUGGCCAUGAUCCUCUUGGUCAUCUAUGUGUCUUGGAAACGCUACCCAGCCAGCAUGAAACAACUUCAGCAACACUCUCUUAUGAAGAGGCGGCGGAAAAAGGCCAGAGAGUCUGAAAGGCAAAUGAAUUCCCCUUUACAGGAGUAUUAUGUGGACUAUAAGCCUACAAACUCUGAGACCAUGGAUAUAUCCGUUAAUGGAUCUGGGCCCUGCACAUAUACCAUCUCUGGCUCCAGGGAAUGUGAGGUAUGAACCAUGAUCCUCCUAAAAGCAUUUCUACUGCGGGGAAGGAGAGGUAAAUGUUUGAAGCUCUAGAGGUGUCUCUAAUCCCUAGAAAGAUUAAUGACCCUUUUGCUUUUGGGUUUUGCUCAGUGUGAAAGGUUACUUAAUUAAAUUACAACCACCAGGAAAUUGACUGCUUUUUUUUAAUGGUUGAAACUUGAAGGAAGUUCAUUCAAGGAUGAGAUUAAGUUGGAAUAAAGCACUAUGUUAAAACAUCUGUUUUUUAACAGUUUGUAUGCAAGGGUUGGACUCACAAACACACACACAAACAAAACUCUUUUCAUUCUGAAAUUUAUGUCUGGUUCUUGUUGUUUGACUUUUGUAAUGGCAUAAAGAAGGAGGGGCCAGCUUAAUUUAAAAACAAAGUGAUUUUACCAAAAUUCUAGGAGGUAACGAAGAUUUAAACCAAAGAGCAAUUUACCCAAGGGUUGAUUUUGUUGUAAAUUUUUAGUUUUAAUCAAAGCAUGCAACAGGGAUCUCACAGGGAAAACUGUUUUCUUGUUACUUGGCAUUUAGUUAUUAUACCAGCAUAGAGAAUGUCAGAGGCCUACUGUGUAAUUAGUGAUAUUAGGCUUUUAAAGGUGUCUUUCUUUUUUUCCUUCCUUCCCUGUUUUCUUCCUUCUUUCCUUCCUUCCUUCCUUUCAUUUUUUCCUUCUCUCCUUCCCUCCCUUUUUUCUUUUUUUUAACUGGACGUAGAUCAUUUUUCAAAGGUUUUCUUAAGUGCUGGCUAUUUGUAUGUAAUCAGAAUGAAACUUAAAUUCCAUGUUUUGGCUUUGUCCCUGGUAACUAAAAUCAGGUCGUGAUGUUGUGGAUGAUUUAGCAAUAACAUAAUGACAGGCAUAACAGGGACUGUUUGUCAGUGUUGCUGUCAUCCCCAAAAGAAAUAAUAUAUGUUCUUGUUAAACUUACUGAUGCAAAUAUUUAUAAAUAAGAAGAGAGAGAUUUGAUUCUGGGUAUUCUCUCUUUCUGUGACAUUAGCCUCAAAUGAAGGCAUUUCAUGUUGUGCUAUUUUCAUUUUCAUGAGAGUAAAUUUGGACCCAGUUUCUGAUUAUUUAAUUUUAGAGAUCACUUAUAGGAUCAUGUUUAUGAAUAGAAAAAUAGUCACAGAUUUCCGACUUGUAAUAAGUAAUAUUGGAUGCAAAUUAUUCUUUUUUUUGGUAAAGUUGAUCAAAAAGUGCCAAGACUGUGACUGCCAAGACCUUGUGGCUGGAAUAAACUAGAGAAGAGAGAUUAAGUUCUGGCACUGUGUCGUCUUAGUACCGAUUUUAGAUGAUUACUUUUUCAAAAGAGAGUUUUAAUGAGUAUUUAAAGACUUUGCCUUGUUUAAUACUAGUUAUAACAGUUGGAAAAUAUAAUUUGCUCUUUGAUAAUAUAUACUCAGAUCUUUCCAUAGUUCUAAAUGCAGAUGCUAAUGAAAAUGUUUUCAGACAAAGCACUGAGUUUGAAAUAAUCUCCAACUCAGUAUAAUUUGGAAUAUUGGGCUAUUCUUUACAGAGUUCAUUUUCUCUUUUUUGUGUACAAUUGAAAAUAAGAGAAGUAAUCCCAGAUAGUAAAUCCCUAAAAGAAACCUGUAUAAGCAAUUGCCUUUAAAAAUU